CCGGCUCGGCCGCCUGUUCCCACAGCCGUUGAGAGGCGCGUGCUGCCAUGGCGCUGGCCAGGCCUAGGACACGGGGGCCCCUAGCCUCCCUCCUGCUGCUGCUGUUGCUCUGGACCCCUGCCCUUGGCCUGCUGGCUGGAACGGUGCCUACAGAGACCCUGAGUGCCUGUGCCUCGGCCCCCUGCGCUCCAGGGACCCAGUGCCAGGCUACAGAGAGUGGCGGCCACCUCUGCAGGCCCACGGAGCCCGGCGGCUGUGCUGCCCAGCCAUGCCACCACGGCGCUCUGUGUGUGCCCCAGGGUCCAGAUCCCGCCGGCUUCCGCUGCUACUGCGUGCCCGGGUUCCAGGGCCCACGCUGUGAGCUGGACGUCGACGAGUGUGCGUCCCGGCCCUGCCGCCACGGGGCCACCUGCCACAACCUGGCCGAUCGCUUCGAGUGCCACUGCCCCCUGGGCUACGCAGGCGCGACGUGCGAGGAGGAGGUGGACGAGUGCGCCUCGGCGCCCUGCCUGCACGGGGGCUCGUGCCUGGACGGCGUGGGCUCCUACCGCUGCGUGUGCGCCCCGGGCUACGGCGGCGCCAGCUGCCAGCGCGACCUGGACGAGUGCCAGAGCCAGCCCUGCGCGCACGGGGGCGCGUGCCACGACCUGGUCAACGGCUUCCGGUGCGACUGCGCGGACACGGGCUACGAGGGCGCGCGCUGCGAGCUGGAGGUGCUGGAGUGCGCGUCGGCGCCCUGCGCGCACAACGCCACCUGCCUCGAGGGCCUCGGGAGCUUCCGCUGCCUGUGCUGGCCAGGCUACAGCGGCGCGCGCUGCGAGGUGGACCAGGACGAGUGCGCCGCGGGCCCCUGCCAGCACGGGGGCCAGUGCCUGCAGCGCUCCGACCCGGCCCUGUAUGAGGGCGUCCAGGCCGCCUUCCCGGGCCCCUUCAGUUUCCGGCACGCCGCGGGCUACCUGUGCCGCUGCCCUCCAGGCUUCGAGGGGGCCGACUGCCACGUGGAUGUGGACGAGUGCGCCUCACGGCCAUGUGUCAACGGAGGCCACUGCCAGGACCUGCCCAACGGCUUCCGGUGCCACUGCCCAGAUGGAUAUACAGGCCUGACGUGUCAGGAAGACGUGGACGAGUGCCUGUCGGAGCCCUGCCUCCAUGGCGGGGCCUGUGAGGACACCGUGGCGGGCUACAGCUGCUGGUGCCUGGAGGCCUGGGGCGGCCACGACUGUUCCGUGCAGCUCAGUGGUUGUCAGGGCCACACUUGCCCCCUGGCUGCCACCUGUGUCCCCACCUUUGAGUCCGGGGUCCAUGGUUACACCUGCCGCUGCCCACCUGGCACCCACGGGCCUCUGUGUGACCAGAACACCACCUUCUCCGUGGUGGCUGGGAGUCCCGUGCAGGCACCGGUGCCAUCUGGUGGCCCCCUGGGUUUGGCAUUAAGGUUUCGCACCACCCUUCCUGAUGGGGCCCUGGCUGCUCGCACUGACCCCCUGAACAGCUUGGAGCUGGCUCUGGCGGGAGCCACGCUCCAAGCCACACUCCGGAGCCACAGCAGCAGCACGAUCACCCUGCGGCUGCCGGGCCCGGCCCUAAGUGACGGCCACUGGUACCGCGUGGAGGCGGCUCUCCGCCUGGGGGUCCUGGAGCUGCGGCUCUGGCACGAGGGCUGCCCAGCCCGGGUCUGUGUGGCCUCCAGCCCCGUGGCCCCGGCUCCUACAGCUUCCGUGGCCCCAAAGCCAGCCGGGCCCUGCGUGGCCCAGCUGGGCGACGCGGCCUUUGCAGGCUGCUUCCAGGACGUGCAUGUGGACGGCCACCCGCUGCUGCCCGGGGACCUCGGCGGGAACGUCCUCCUGGGCUGUGAGCGCCGUGAGCAGUGCCAGCCUCUGCCUUGUGCCCACGGCGGGGUCUGCAAGGACCUGUGGACUCACUUCCAGUGCGACUGCCCCCGGCCCUAUCUCGGCCCCACGUGCGCUGAUGAGGUUCCUGCUGCCACCUUUGGCUGGGGGGGCACCCCGAGCUCUGCCUCCUUCCGGCUCCACCACCUGCCAGGCCCCAACCUCACCCUGUCCUUCUUCCUCCGCACCCGGGAACCUGCCGGCCUGCUGCUUCAGCUGACCAACGAGCCUGCAGCUCUUCUGACGGUGUUCCUGAGGGAGGGCCAGGUCCGGGCCGAGGCGCCAGGCAGUCCUGCUCUGGUGCUCCCUGGACGCUGGGAUGACGGGCUUCGCCACCUGGUGACACUCAGCUUCCAGCCUGAUCAGCUGCAGGGCUUGGGGUGGCAGGUGCACGUGGCGGGGAGGCCGCUCCCCGCGGAUGCCCAGCCCUGGGGCCCUUUCCGCGGCUGCCUCCAGGACCUGCGACUCAGCGGCCUCCACAUCCCCUUCUUCCCGCUGCCGCCGGGGAACUCAAGCCGGCCUAGCGCGCUGGGCAGCUGGCGCUCCUGGAACCUCACCGCGGGCUGCGUCUCCGAGGACAUGUGCAGUCCUGACCCCUGUCUCAACGGUGGGACUUGCCUCGUCACCUGGAAUGACUUCCACUGCACCUGCCCGGCCAACCUCACCGGGCCCACGUGUGCCCAGCAGCUGUGGUGCCCUGGGCAACCCUGCCUGCCGCCUGCCACCUGCGAGGAGGUUCCCGAUGGCUUUGUCUGUGUGGCCGAGGCCACUUUCCACGAGGGCCCCCCGGCCGAAUUCAGCGGUCCCAACGCGUCAUCGGGGCGCCCCCUCAGCGGCCUCUCCAUCGCCUUCCGCACGCGCGACCCCGAGGCCGGGCUGCUGCGCGCCACGGCGGGGGCCCACGCGGCCGUGUGGCUGGCCGUGCGCCGCGGCUCCCUGGCCGCGGGCGUGCGCAGUGGCCCCGGCCUGCCGGGCGCGGUGCUGCCGGCGCCCGGGCCGCGCGUGGCCGAUGGCGCCUGGCACCGCGUGCGCCUCGCCCUGGAGCGCCCCGCGGCCGGGGGCGCGCGCUGGCUGCUGUGGCUGGACGGGGCGGCCGCGCCGGCGGCGCUGCGCGGGCAGGCGGGCGACCUGGGCUUCCUGCGCGGCCCGGGCGCCCGCGUGCUGCUGGCCGAGAACUUCACGGGCUGCCUGGGCCGCGUGGCGCUCGGCGGCCUCCCGCUGCCCCUGGCGCGCCCGCGGCCCGGCGUCCCCGCGGGGGCCGCGGAGCCCUUCUCGGCCCGGCCGGGAGCGGCGGCCCCGCGCCUGGGCUGCCGCGGCGCCCCGGUGUGCGCGCCCUCGCCCUGCCUGCACGGCGGCGCCUGCCGCGACCUCUUCGACGCCUUCGCCUGCGCCUGCGGCCCGGGCUGGGAGGGGCGGCGCUGCGAGGCCCGCGCCGACCCCUGUCGCUCCGCGCCCUGCGCCCGCGGCCGCUGCCACGCGCGCCCCGACGGCCGCUUCGAAUGCCGCUGCCCGCCGGGCUUCGCGGGCCCGCGCUGCAGGUUGCCCGUCCUGCCAGGGGAGUGCGGCCAGAACCUCACCUGCCUCAACGGUGGCCCCUGCGAGGGUGUCAACUGCACCUGCCUGGAGGGCUCUGCUGGGCAGAGGUGCCAGGUCCCCUGUGAAGCCAACCCCUGCUUGAACGGGGGCACCUGCCGGGCAGCCCGCGGGGUGUCUGAAUGUAUCUGCAGCGCCAGGUUCUCGGGCCAGUUCUGCGAAGUGGUGAAGGGCCUGCCGCUGCCGCUGCCGUUCCCGCUGCUGGAGGUGGCGGUGCCCGCAGCCUGCGCCUGCCUCCUCCUGCUCCUCCUGGGCCUCCUCUCAGGCAUCCUGGCUGCCCGAAAGCGCCGCCAGUCAGAGGGCACUUACAGUCCGAGCCAGCAGGAGGUGGCCGGGGCCCGGCUGGAGAUGGACAGUGUCCUCAAGGUGCCGCCCGAGGAGAGACUCAUCUAGGCUCGCCUGGCUGCCGGCCCCGUCACCCACGAGGGCCCGCACCCUUCCACCUGGAGACCCAAGAGGCCGCCUCGGGGCCUCUGGGAGGUGGCGCCCCUCUUCCAGACCGUGGGGCGGGGGCACUGCAGGACUCAGGAUUUCCUCUGGGGAAGUAUCCCCAUUGCUGGCAGCCCCUGCCUCUGCCCCAACGUGGACAGAAAGGGGAACACUCAGGGAAGCAGGGACCUGGCCGAUGGAGACAUCGCCACGUGACCUGCCAGGUCUUGCCUACAGCUGGCACACCCAGGAGCUCGUGCACCAUGGGCCUGGGGCCUGCUGAUCUGCAGAUACACGUGAAUGUUCUGGACAGAACUCAAGGGCGAGGCCACGUCUUUGCUGUGAGGGCAUGUGACCUCCUACUGGGUGCUGCGAUCCCAUGUUGGGGCAGCUGCCCUGUGGGGACAACCCUCACAGGGUUUCCCCAAGUAGCAUGUGCUCCAGGAGACCAGGCCAGGGCUGGCCCAAGGCCCAGGCCCCUGGCCCUUCUCCCAACAGUCAGAGGGAAAUCAGGGGAGGCCCUUAGCCUGAGGCCAGUGGGCUUCUGGAUCUCAGAACAAAUGCUCCUUUAGGCAGGUAUGUCUGCCCUGCGCCCAAGCUGGUGCCCAGGCUGACCUGCUUGCUGGGGCAGUGGACCUGAGCUGGCUCUCCUCACCCGCCCUGGGGUCGUCUGCAGGGCUCCCUGCAGCCGCCUCUCUCAGCACCUGUCAUUUGCAGAACGGGGACAGCAGCCCUGCCUACCUCAUGGGGCCCUUGUGAGGCUUGGUGGGCUGCACAGAGUGAGGGGGCUGUGUUGUGCCCAGCUGUCUGCUGUUCCUUGAGGGUGCGGGGCGGGGCUGUCUCCUCUAGCCAGAGGGCAGGAGGGGAAGGCAUCUCCCUGUGGGCGCACACGAGGCCGGAGGGCAGCAUGAGGAUGAAGGCCAGCCCUCCUGCCCCCUCCCCCACUCCCUGGUCCCCAGCUCCAAAGUGGCCUGGUGAGGGCACUCCCUCCCCCUCUGCCCCCCAACCAGUCACCUCUAUAUGGGUGUUGAGGUUUGGACUGGACUCCCAGAGGCCCUCGGAGUUGGCGGCCCCUGUGUGUCGGGGCUGGUCCUGCAGGCCGACACAAAAGGGGAGGAAUUUGCUGCUCUGCUUCCAGCGCCUUCCCUGGAGACGCCAUCACACUGUGAUCUCUGACCCCAGAGGGGCACCUGCCUGCCUCCUGUGAGCUCCACGGGGCCCUCUGUCCCUGGCCCGGGGAGGUGGCCUUCCGUCCCUGUGCCAAGGCCAAGGGGCCCUUUCCACUCGGCAGUUGGUGGGUGACUUGCUCAGCGCCCGUUCAGGAUCUGAAACAGAGGCGGGGAGGGGGUGGCAAGGAAGCUGAGUGCUAGGCUAAGGGCUUGCUGGGGCUUUAUCCUGUAGGAGGGGCCACCUGUCCCCCAAUUCCCUCCAGAACUCCCAGGAAAGUGGGGAGGACACAUCCAUCUGGCACAACUGGGCCGCGGCUGGCUCCUUGGUCAGUUUAUUAAAUCAGAGAUUCCACAGACCCGUGUUCGCUGCAGACUCCUACGACAUUUUCUGUGGAAUCCUGACGUAAAUAAAAGCUGAGCUCCUCUGGGGAGCCCCAUGUCAGCCUCCUCUCCCUUGCUCCUGAGGGUUCUGGGCCUCUGUCAUUGCAGGGCAGCCAGUGGGCGGGGGCUAGGUGUGUUUAAUGCCCAGCUGGGUGCUUGGUCAAGAUCUGCCCCAACACAAGUGCCAAAGGAGGGGCAGCUUCUGAGGCGACGUCCUGGCCAGUGAGGUCCGUGGGGGCGAAUCGCCACUUGUCCCCUUGAACUUGCUCAUCUGGAGCCUGGGCACUCAACACCAUCGCUGACCCGCAGCCCCGCUCGUGGACCCCACAGGCCUGUGUGUGCAGGCGAUGAGCCCCCUCCCCUGCCUGUGCGGGAAGGGGCUGAGCUGGGCGCUGAGCCCUGAUUGGAACGGCCUGAAGAUGGCUGAGGUCUCGCCUCCCUGCAGGGCUUCCUCAAGGACACAGGGCUCCUCGCCGUCUCCCCAAGACUCUAUUGAACGCGCACACACAAUUCAUCCUCGGAUUUGCAAACUCAAUCCAGCAGUGAAGAGACGGCGGUGGCCAUGUGAGCCUGGAGUGCUAGUCACCAGCCCAGCGCAGCCAGCCACCCCAUGGGCUCUGCUUCCCGGGGCCCCCCAGCACCUGUCUCAUACCCUGCCUGCGCUGUCCCAUGCCCCCGGGACUCAGGGGUCUGCUCAGGAUGGGUGUGGGGGGUUGGAAUCUGCUGAAACACCUGGUGUCCUGGAGGCACCCAAUGACCCAGAGGAGACGCGGCUCUCCUAGCAGCCAGAGGGCGCGCGCCGGGAUUUGGAGAGACUUGCCCCAGGGGCGGUGACUGGCCGGGGAGGGGGCCGUGUGCUGGAGCAGCUCACAGCCCAGUCAGACAAACCCCUGGCCAGACCUCGCAGGGCUCCCCGGACACUGACAAGGAUCCCUGGGGUUCGGAGGGCCCCACAGUGAACCCCUUCCCCGUUAGACACAAAUAGGAAAUGAGGAAUCAUGUCCAAAUGCUCACAAUUUCCUGCAUGUCUCAGCUGGCUGUUUUCUUAAAUGGCAGGGCCAUAUUUUAACUUGCUUUAUUGAAACGAGUCAAUUUCAAGAUUCAUCAAAUCAAUAAAGUAAAAAGGAAAAGAUAAA
Molecule: messenger RNA, 6597 nt
Organism: Talpa occidentalis (Iberian mole)
Lineage: Eukaryota; Metazoa; Chordata; Mammalia; Eulipotyphla; Talpidae
Gene: CRB2
Product: crumbs cell polarity complex component 2
Biological process (GO): heterophilic cell-cell adhesion; establishment or maintenance of epithelial cell apical/basal polarity
Cellular component (GO): plasma membrane; protein-containing complex
Molecular function (GO): calcium ion binding
Source: RefSeq, a predicted model, not a curated record